Molecule: messenger RNA, 2263 nt
Organism: Lacerta agilis (Sand lizard)
Lineage: Eukaryota; Metazoa; Chordata; Lepidosauria; Squamata; Lacertidae
Gene: COLGALT1
Product: collagen beta(1-O)galactosyltransferase 1
Molecular function (GO): procollagen galactosyltransferase activity
Source: RefSeq, a predicted model, not a curated record
CGGCCUACUUCCCGGAGGAGCGCUGGGUGCCCGAGUCUCCGGCGCGGCCGCCGCGCGUGCUGCUGGCCCUGCUGGCGCGCAACGCGGCACACUCGCUGCCCGCCGCGCUCGGCUGCCUGGAGAGGCUGCGCCAUCCGAAGGACCGCCUGGCGCUUUGGGUGGCAACUGAUCACAACGUGGACAACACGACAGCUGUGCUUCGGGAAUGGCUGAUGAAUGUACAGAACAUGUAUCACUCGGUGGAGUGGCGGCCCAUGGAGCAACCCAGGUCCUAUCUGGACGAGGAAGGUCCCAAGCACUGGUCCAAUUCCCGUUAUGAACAUGUCAUGAAGCUUCGCCAGGCAGCGCUGCAGUCUGCCCGGGACAUGUGGGCUGACUACAUCCUGUUUGUGGAUGCAGACAAUCUCCUGACGAACCCUGAUACUCUGGGCCUUUUGAUAGCUGAGAACAAGACUGUGGUGGCUCCGAUGCUGGACUCACGGGCAGCCUAUUCAAACUUUUGGUGUGGGAUGACCUCUCAGGGCUAUUACAAGCGCACACCUGCUUACAUCCCCAUCAGGAAGCGAGACCGCCAGGGCUGCUUUGCUGUUCCCAUGGUGCACUCCACCUUUCUCAUCAACCUGCAGAAAGAGGCCACUCGGAGCCUUGUCUUCUACCCCCAUCCAGAUUACACCUGGGCAUUCGAUGACAUCAUCGUCUUUGCCUUUGCCUGCAGGCAGGCAGAAGUUCAGAUGUACGUGUGCAACAAAGAGGUGUACGGCUUCCUUCCUGUGCCUCUGCGAUCCCACAGCACCAUCCUCGACGAGGUGGAGAGUUUCAUGCACGUGCAGCUGGAGGUGAUGGUUAAAAACCCUCCAGUGGAACCUUCUCGAUACCUGUCUGUGCCUCCCAAAAUCCCGGACAAGAUGGGAUUUGAUGAGGUCUUCAUGAUUAACCUGAAGCAUCGGACCGACCGCCGGGAGCGGAUGCUGCGGGCGCUUUAUGAGCAGGAGAUAGACUGCAAAGUGGUCGAAGCUGUGGAUGGCAAAGCAAUGAACACCAGCCAGGUGGAAGCCUUGGGCAUUAAGAUGUUGCCAGGUUACAAGGACCCAUACCACGGCCGUCCACUCACCAAGGGGGAAUUGGGUUGCUUCCUCAGCCACUAUAAGAUUUGGCAAGAGGUUGUUGAGAGAGGCCUGGAGAAGUCGGUGGUGUUUGAGGAUGACCUGCGCUUCGAGAUCUUUUUUAAGCGACGCAUGAUGAACCUCAUCUAUGACUUAGAAGAGGAGGGCCUGGACUGGGAUUUGAUCUACAUUGGCCGGAAGCGCAUGCAAGUGGAGCACCCUGAGAAGGCCGUGCCCCACGUCCGUAAUCUGGUGGAAGCAGACUACUCCUACUGGACCCUGGCCUACGUCAUCUCCCUCCAGGGGGCCCAGAAGCUCCUGGAUGCCCAGCCCCUCUCCAAGAUGCUGCCUGUGGAUGAGUUCCUACCUGUCAUGUUUGACAAACACCCUGUUUCUGAAUAUAUGGAGCACUUUGAGAACCGAAACUUGCUGGCCUUCUCUGUAGAACCGCUGCUAGUCUUCCCAACGCACUACACAGGAGACGAUGGUUACAUCAGCGACACGGAAACCUCCGUGGUGUGGAACAAUGAGAACGUCAAAACUGACUGGGACCGGGCCAAGUCCCAGAAGAUGAAGGAGCAGCAGGAGCUGAGCAAUGAAGCCAAGAACUCUGAUGUGCUCCAGUCCCCUCUGGACAGCACAGCCCGUGAUGAACUAUGACCCUGCACAGAUGAAGGGGGCUGAGCAGGAGGGCAUGGCGUGGCAUGAGGCGGGGAGGGCUUUUCCCUUUCUCAGGGUUUAUGGGUUGCUUCCCUCACUUUUCACUGUGGGGUCCACAUCUUUCAUUACACCUUGUGGCAAAGCAACAAUGGCAAGCUCCACUCCCUCUGUCAUGGGGAGCCUGCGACAUAAAUGGUUUGGUUUGCUUAGCUUAGCUUAGCUGUGCCAUCGCCCGCCUCUCCCACCCUCUGUUUUGGAAGUGGUGUGGGUGAGAUCUUUCCAUACUCAGUUGUGUAAGAGAAGUUUUAUUCUUUGAAAAAUUGGUACUACAGGGAGCCCUAUAUCUUCUGGAAGGAGCGAGAGUGGUUAGUCCUUGAAAAAGAUGCAGGCCAGACUUGCAGACCACAGCACAAUGAUGCUCUGUGUCAGACAAACCAUUUAUCUUCGUGUACGUUUCAGACCUGUCCAGUUAUUUUUAUAUAAUUUUUUUACUGGUGACA